UUGCAUUUUGCAGGUGCAAGAUCGGGUUUGCAACGAAUAACUGACGACGAUAAGCUAGAAACAGCAAUAGCUAAGAAGCGAGACGAAUUGCUGCGGCAAGCUGAUCAGGGAGACCUGAUAACUUUUGGGAUUGUGCCCGAGCUCGUCGGGCGCUUUCCAGUGAUUGUUCCUUUCCACAGUCUCGAUAAGAGUAUGCUAGUACGAGUGUUAUCGGAACCGGCAAAUUCACUUUUGGCACAAAAAAAAUUGGAAUUUGCGAUGGAUGGGGCGGACCUGUCCUUCUCAUCCGAUGCACUGGACGAAAUUGCCUCACUUGCUUUGGAACGUAAAACAGGUGCACGUGCAUUGCGUUCCAUUGUUGAGAAGGUGUUGCUGGAAGCGAAAUUUACAGUGCCGGGUAGUGAUAUUGAAAGUGUUCACGUGAGUAGGGAUUCAGUGAUCGGCAAAGCUGACUGUGUGUACAGACGACGAGCACAUCAGGCAACGGGUUAA
Gongylonema pulchrum is the source of this 492-nucleotide messenger RNA. The record is from the annotation of a GenBank genome assembly. NCBI's taxonomy places the organism in Eukaryota, Metazoa, Nematoda, Chromadorea, Rhabditida, Gongylonematidae.